This is a messenger RNA of Vespa crabro (European hornet), 2799 nucleotides long. RefSeq names its product integral membrane protein 2A. Gene Ontology annotation, biological process: negative regulation of amyloid precursor protein biosynthetic process. Gene Ontology annotation, cellular component: plasma membrane; extracellular exosome; Golgi apparatus. The transcript is spliced from 6 exons. The record is from RefSeq and is a predicted model, not a curated record. The coding region runs from base 213 to 1133 and encodes 306 amino acids. Gene Ontology annotation, molecular function: amyloid-beta binding. Lineage: Eukaryota; Metazoa; Arthropoda; Insecta; Hymenoptera; Vespidae.
GCAUGUGCGCAGUUUGGUGUUAGUUCGAGGACAUCAUUUGGCUCUUCUCCUUGUACGUGUACGACUGUUAUAAUCGUUAUUUUAAGGAAAAAUUAGUGCAAUAUUUUGCACUGACAUUGAUCGUUUCGUUUGGCACAUGACGACGUAAACUCGAUCAAAUAUUUUAUCGUAAUAAUUUACGAAGGCAAAGAAAGAAUAAAAGGGACAGAAAAAUGACUAUCAUCACGAAAGCAAUCAGUGAGAAGAAGGCGUCGGAGAAAAUGGAGCAGCCAUUGUUUGUAGAAGAAACUACUGCGGAUUCUUCAAAAACUGAUCCUGAGGCUCAAGUCCAAAAACCAGAUGUGGGUAGACAUUAUUUUGUUGCACGCAGAAACAUUCAUAGAAUCCACGUGACCGCUACGUUCUCCUUGUUCCUUAUUGCACUGAUGAUAUUAAUAAUUGGUGUAAUAGGGGGUCUUUACAUAUAUAUACAAUAUGCCAGAGCACAAAUACAUAGAUUCCGUACUGGAUGGUAUAGCAUUCCAUAUGAUAAAGCACCAUAUGGUGGUGAUACUAUGCAUCAGACAAUCAUAGCCGACUCAAAUUUAUUCAAGAGUCUAACUAGAGCCACUGAACAAGAAGCAAUGGAUCUUGAAAGAAAUGUAGACAAUAAUAUUAAGAGUUUUCUUAAAGAACGAUUUGAAAUUGAUCUUGAAAAUGAACAUUAUGAAAAGAUUGAUGUGCCAGAUUUUCGUGGUGGUCGUCAAGGACGUUUUAUACACGAUUUUAAUAUUAAUAAAACUGGAAUUAUAGAUAUCGAUGGUCGUUGCUGUUUUGUUAUGCCAUUGAAUCGUCAAAGAGUUUUACCACCGCACAAUUUGUACGAUCUUCUUAGAAAAAUGUUUAAUGGUUAUUAUGAAGUCGAUACAGAUAUUGUACGUGAAACUAUGAAAGUUGUUACUCCACCUAUUACCGAUAUGUCCACUGUGGGAACAUACAUUGCACGUGAAUGCCAAGAUUUGCCAACGUAUAUGUUAAAAAAAGUGAAUCCUACUGUUGUUAAAAGGGAAGCAUCAAGCGGUAUUUUUGCACAAUUCGCUGGCAAAGAUAUUGUAGAAGUUGAUAUUUUGAAUCUGAGUGAAUUCCAUAAGUAAACACAGAAGGAAUUUACAUUUUUUAGGCAAUUAAGACUCAGUAGAUUGGUGUAAAAAAAUAAAAAAAAAAUAAAAAAAAAAAAAAUAAAAAAAUACAAAAAAAAAGGUUAUGUAAUACCCGGAAAACAUAGGUGACUAUACCGAUUUCUUUUAUCAAUAUGUAAGUCUACUUUUCAACACCAUUAUGUCUUUCCACAACAUUUAUCUUCUUAAUCCCGGAUAGCAGUCAUCAUUUAUAUUCGCAUUGAUAUCUAAUGUGGAUAAUUAAACGUCAUGCAGUAACUGGUUAAUCUUAGAUGUGCAAUAGAAUUCGAAAAAAAAAUUAAUAGGCUACAUUCUUUUUAUAAGCUUAUAUAGGAUAUCGAACAGAUAUAGUUGAUUUCAAUUGGAGUUUGUUGAUGAUAAAUAUUUAUCACAUUUGUUAAACAAUGUGAUUAUGUUUUUAAUUAAAUCUUGUAAAAAGGAUGUGUCUAUUAUAUUUAAAUUAAAACAUUAUUAUUAUCAUCACAUGGGGAAAUUGUUUUAAACGGAUAGUAAUUACCUUAUACCUCUUUUCCGUAAUAUCAAAUAAAAUAUAUAUAUAUAUAUAUAUUUAUAUGUAUAUAUAGAUAUAUAUAUAUAUACACACAUAUAUAUAUACAUACAUAUAUAUAUAUAUAUUACAUUAUCUUAUAUAUUUUCUUCGUCUUAAAGAAAUUAUAUAUUGCAAUGGUUAUAUAAUAUCUUUUCAUAUGUUAACAAACAAAGCUUGCUUUUACUUUAAAUAGAUACAUAUCAGAUUUUAAGGUUGAAUAGAAGGAAUAACUUUUUCUCAAUUGGAAUUGCUAAAUUUGCAAGUUAAAUAAAAUAACUGUGAGUCGAAAUUGAGAAAGUCAUUUAAAUAACUUUUGUAUCAAAUAUAAAAGAUAUUUAAUCUUUAUUCUGUUUCAAUUAAGAUAUUCAAUGUAUAUCCAUGAUAUAUAUAUCAUACGCUUUUUUUUUUUAUUAGCGUGUUAUAUAUACUCUAAUAACGCAAUAUAUUUCUAAUCAUUUAUUAUUUUAGUAGGACUAUUUUUAAACAAUACUAAAUCUUUGUUAGAUCAAUUUUAAUCUCCAAAGUUCAUUAUAUAUUUCAAAUUAUUAGCAGAAAACUUAUAUUUAAAAAGAAAAAGAAAAAAAAAGAAAAAAAAGACAAAUAAAAAUGUGUAGAAAAAUGAAUGUAUUGCAUUCCAUGCAUUUAAUAUUCUGAUAUAUAUAUAGUAGGAACACGUGUGUACCUUUAAUAUUUAAGUUAAAUAUCUAAAACUGUUUGGCUAUAUAUAUAUAUAUAUAUAUAUAUAUAUAUAUAUAUAUAUAUAUAUAUAAAAUUAAGGAAAAAUAUUGUUUCUAUACAUAGUACAGAGUAUUUAGAAAUGAAUGAUGAUCAUUUUUAAAAGUAAGAAAAUGGCUUUGAUAUGAGCUCUAAUGUUAGCUCUAAAUAAUAAUUUAUCAUUCUUCUGCUGAAAAUAAUAGAAAGACAAAAAGAGAGAGAAAGUGAAAGAGAUAGAGAGGGAAUUUAGUAUUUAGAAAUUUACUUCACGAGAACGUAUAUUGUGUAUCUUACUGCAUGCGUAGUAAGAUAGUGUAUAUUAUAUAGUAAUCAUUUGUAGAAUUAAGUGGAAAUAUGAGAUUAUAUAUUUGCACUAUA